AUGUCGCCCACCGCAUUGCCGUCGCAGCCUAGCUACAAGAUCGCCUCGAUCCCCGCCGACGGCAUCGGCCCGGAGGUCGUCGAUGCCGGCAUCGAGGUUCUCAACGCCUUGGCUAACACGCUGGGCACCUUCAAGCUCGACUUCACCCACUUCGACUGGAGCUCCGAGACGUACAAGAAGACCGGAAAGUACAUUCCUGACGGCGGCCUCGACGAGUUGAAAAAGCAUGACGCCAUCCUGUUCGGCGCCGUCGGUGCACCAGACGUCCCUGACCACAUCUCUCUCUGGGGCCUGCGCCUCGCCAUCUGCCAACCCUUCCAGCAAUACGCCAACGUGCGGCCGACCAAGGUGUUCCGGGGCACGCAAUCGCCGCUGCGGCGGUGCGAGGUGGGCGAUCUGGACUGGGUCAUCAUCCGCGAGAACAGCGAGGGCGAGUACGCAGGCCAGGGCGGACGCUCGCACCGCGGCAAGCCGUGGGAGAUUGCCACCGAGACGUCCAUCUUCACCCGCCACGGCGUCGAGCGCCUGAUCCGCUUCGCCUUCCAGACGGCCCAGAGCCGCCCGCGCAAGCUGCUGACCGUGGUCACCAAGAGCAACGCCCAGCGCCACGGCAUGGUGCUCUGGGACGAGGUCGCCAAGGACGUAGCCAAGGACUUCCCCGAUGUCACCGUCGACAAGAUGCUCGUCGAUGCCAUGACGGCGCGCAUGGUCAUGAAGCCUGAGACCAUCGACACCGUCGUCGCAACGAACCUCCACGCCGACAUCCUCAGCGACCUGGCCGCCGCGCUCGCCGGCUCCAUCGGCAUCGCGCCUACCUCCAACCUCGAUCCCACCCGCGAGAACCCAUCCAUGUUCGAGCCCAUCCAUGGCUCGGCCUUCGACAUCACCGGCAAGGGCAUCGCCAACCCCGUCGGCACCUUCUGGACCGCCGCCGAGAUGCUGGCUUGGCUCGGCGAGAAGGACGCGAGCAAGGCCUUGCUCGACGCCGUCGAGAACGUUUGCGAGGCCGGUGUCGUCACCGCCGAUCUGGGCGGCAAGGCGACAACGAAGGAGGUCACUGCGGCAGUCGUGGCUGAGAUUCAGAAGCUGGGUGCGGGGAAGAAAUAA
Molecule: messenger RNA, 1107 nt
Organism: Lasiodiplodia theobromae
Lineage: Eukaryota; Fungi; Ascomycota; Dothideomycetes; Botryosphaeriales; Botryosphaeriaceae
Product: Tartrate
Exons: 3
Coding region: 1-1107 (368 amino acids)
Molecular function (GO): oxidoreductase activity, acting on the CH-OH group of donors, NAD or NADP as acceptor; magnesium ion binding; NAD binding
Source: RefSeq, a predicted model, not a curated record